CAUGUUCUAUGUGGGAAAUGUGUGGUUUUAGUGGUGUAUUACUUUGACCACGCAUUUCCCGGGUCUCGUCACUUUUUCCCCGAUCCCUUACUUGUAAUGAUUUCCAGGUGUAUGUAAUUUAUUUUGUCCCUAUUUAAAGUCCUUGUGUUUGAUGUUCUUUGCUUGUGCGUUGUCUUUCUUGUUGUGAGUAUCGUGUGCUUAAAGUAUCCUGUCAUGAAAGUAUCCUGUCUAGUUUAUUGUUAUUUAGUAGAGUUUGUUUGUUAGUCAUCCUAGUUUAGUCAGUGUUUUGUUAUCUUGUAUUUGUGAUGUUUUGCCCCCUCGAGGGUUUUGUUUUUUUCUGUUUUUGUGUCUUUAAUUAAAUUCAUCAGUGUUUUUGUAUACUUCCGUCUGCGCCUGGGUUCUUGCAUUGCCAUUUCCUGACAGAACGCACAAGCCAACACCGAACCCAGCAGACAUGCACAGCCGUCAAGCGAGGAGAGGUCGUGGUAUCGUCCUGGAGUGCGAACCGGGUCCAAUCUGGUACGAUCCACUCGUGUAUGGACCCGGUGUUAAUUCCAGGAGGAACCCGACCAGAGCCACUGAGCCUGUUCCGCUCCCUUCUGUCCCGGAGGGUCGAGUCAUGGGAGUUCUGACCCUGGGCGGUCCGAGGCUCACCUCUCCCAACCCAGAGAAUUCCUCUCCACCAGUCUCUCUCCGGGGAAAGCGAGAGAGGAGGAUUUCAUGGGAGUCGGCAUCCGGUGGGUCCUCAUCUGAGUCCGUUUUGCCUGCCACAGUGCCUCUUCUCCCUUUGCCACUUUCUGCCCCGCGACCCAGGAGAAAGAAGAGGAAGAAGGGAGCCUCCUGUUCUCCGUCUUCUCCUGGGCUCACACCGACGUCUCAGCUAGCGGCAGAGACCCCUGUCACUCCGCCGCAGCCGACAGAGCCUGCGCAGCCGCCGCAGCCGACAGAGCCUGCGCAGCCGCCGCAGCCGACAGAGCCUGCGCAGCCGCCGCAGCCGACAGAGCCUGCGCAGCCGCCGCAGCCGACAGAGCCUGCGCAGCCGCCGCAGCCGCCGCAGCCUGCGCAGCCGCCGCAGCCGCCGCAGCCUGCGCAGCCGCCGCAGCCUGCGCAGCCGCCGCAGCCGCCGCAGCCUGCGCAGCCGCCGCAGCCUGCGCAGCCGCCGCAGCCGCCGCAGCCUGCGCAGCCGCCGCAGCCGCCGCAGCCUGCGCAGCCGCCGCAGCCUGCGCAGCCGCCGCAGCCGCCGCAGCCGGCGCAGCCGCCGCAGCCGCCGCAGCCGACAGAGCCUGCGCAGCCGCCGCAGCCGACAGAGCCUGCGCAGCCGCCGCAGCCGACAGAGCCUGCGCAGCCGCCGCAGCCGACAGAGCCUGCGCAGUCCGCGCAGCUCCAAACAGCUGCAGCCUCCCCUGUCUCGGCUCUCCAGCCGGCCGCAGCACCUCCUGUGCUUCACCCAGGACUCCUUCAACCCUUUAGUCCUGCCCUAUCCCCUUCUGUUAUGCUACCCUCUGUUGUUUACCCCAAGAACCAUGUCAAGCUUCCCAGGUCUUCCACAAGACCUCCCCGGACUUCCUCUGCUUCACCCAGGACUCCUUCACCACCACCUUUGAACUCUUUUGUUCCCCCACCCCCCCCUCCCUUUCUAUUAUGUCCCGUGUUUAGUGUUCCCCCUGAGGAGCGUCUGGUAGCCACUCCUUAA
Misgurnus anguillicaudatus (oriental weatherfish) is the source of this 1693-nucleotide messenger RNA. Lineage: Eukaryota; Metazoa; Chordata; Actinopteri; Cypriniformes; Cobitidae. The record is from RefSeq and is a predicted model, not a curated record.